Messenger RNA from Lentinula edodes (shiitake mushroom), 1335 nucleotides. RefSeq lists its product as uncharacterized. The transcript has 3 exons. The record is from RefSeq and is a predicted model, not a curated record. Bases 1 to 1335 code for a protein of 444 amino acids. Gene Ontology annotation, molecular function: protein binding. NCBI's taxonomy places the organism in Eukaryota, Fungi, Basidiomycota, Agaricomycetes, Agaricales, Omphalotaceae.
AUGCCUCCAUGGGACCUUUCUGGUGAAGCUCGGGCAGCUAUAAAGCUCAAAAUUAUGCAGAAAAAGGAAUGUAUAAAGGACCUGGAGAUGGCUAUUAAGAGGCUGGAAACAGACAUGCUGUAUGCCAAUAUGGAUUUGACCAAGCUAUUGGAGGCAUCGGCCCCUAUCUGGCUGUUGCCAAAAGAACUUCUGGCAAGGAUAUUUUGGUUGUGCUGCAGAAACACUAAAAUAAUCCAUUCAUCCUGGGGUACUGGAUUUCGGCCCUUGCACAGUCUUCCAAUGAUAACCUUGGGUCUGGUCUGCAAGUUUUGGCACAGUUUAGUCAAUGAAGAUCCCCUGCUGUGGUCUACUUUCGAAAUGGAAGAUGUCGGUGAUAACAGGGUUCUAGACCAUUUAUUGGAAAGGUCUUCUUCAGUCCUACUUGAUUGCACACUGUCACUCCCUACCUAUCCUCGAGACCCAUCCGCACUUUUAACCAGCUCCAUUCCCCGGUGGAAGAGACUGUCCCUUUCGAUGUAUACGCCCCACAAGCUGGAUGAAGUUUUUGGUGACCAUUUGUCAUUCAAAAACCUACGUUCUCUUGAAAUCUCACACAUCUGUGACUGGGGAAUGCCACCCAAUGGUUCCUCUGAGGCUGUGGGUUGGACCUGGGACUGUCCUCAGCUGGUUGCUCUCAAACUGGUUUAUUUUCCACUGGAGCCCCUGUAUUCCCUCCAACACUUGGCUACCCUCACUCUUGCAUAUAUGGACUUGUCCCAUGUUUGGAACCUUCUGAAAGCCUGUCGAAACAUCAGGUCUCUGGUCUUGGAAAAGAUUUUAGGAACCUCUUUAGGCCUUAGACCGGUGCUACUUUCUCAUUGUCACUCACUCUGUAUCAGGGAGGUGAAUGAGAUUGGAAAUAUGGACGUUUUGAUGGAACAUCUAGAUACUCCCAUCCUACAAAUGUUUGAAAUUGGCUGGAAGCUUUCUUCCAAGGGUAGACUGCUUCAAUUGGUCCCACUAGUCACUCGUCACUCCUUGAUGCAGCUGCAUAUUCAAAAUUUGUGCUUUCCUUCCGAAAUGACCCAGACGUUACUGGGGCAGCUGGCUUGUUUACAAGAGUUGGUCUAUCAAGACGAUGAUCUCCUGGCUGGGGACACGACCUCUCAUAUAUUGUUCCAAAACCUGGGUUUGCACUGCCCUUCACUGAAGAUUGUUAAGGUGGAGGCAGGGUUUGAAGCCAUGAUGCAUGUCUUGGACUUUUGUGAUUACCAUCCUGGGUUAGAAAGAGUAUUCUUAACUUUGUUGAUUCACGAUGGUGCCAGAGACUUCGAGGUUGUACAGAGUGUCAGGUAA